This is a messenger RNA of Exaiptasia diaphana, 2769 nucleotides long. RefSeq names its product probable RNA-dependent RNA polymerase 1. The record is from RefSeq and is a predicted model, not a curated record. Gene Ontology annotation, biological process: siRNA processing. The coding region runs from base 33 to 1991 and encodes 652 amino acids. NCBI's taxonomy places the organism in Eukaryota, Metazoa, Cnidaria, Anthozoa, Actiniaria, Aiptasiidae. Gene Ontology annotation, cellular component: nuclear RNA-directed RNA polymerase complex. Gene Ontology annotation, molecular function: RNA-directed RNA polymerase activity. The transcript has 2 exons.
AAAAUGAAAUAGUAAGAAAAAGAACUGUAAUUAUGGCAUUCCCGGUGUUCGUACCUGACGAGUUAGUGGUCCCACCGCCGUCUGACCACAUCCAAAAUAAUCUUGUGAAACAUCUUCAAAUGAAAGACAAUGUCUUCUCGUCUUUUGAGUAUCUACCUAUCCAAGACAGCUUUAUCUUACAGCAUCUACGCAAGAAAAAGGGAAAAGAAGUCGUAGAUUUUAUCAUGGUCGUAACCUUUCAAGAGACCGAAGCAUCGAGCAAGGAUGGUACCGCUAUGGAUGUCAUCAAGAAAGGAAUUUGCUACGAAGGGUCAUGUUAUAGGUUCCUUGGCCAUACUGAUAGCCAGCUCUCCACCAAGACGUGCUAUUUGAUGCAUGACUCGGAACUUGCUAUCUACGACUAUUUUCAAACGUUUGCUGAUUUUAAUGCAAUUUCCAGUGUUUCCAAAAGAUCUGAAUAUAUCGGGAAUCUCUUUGUAGGGUUUGAUAGACACAUGUCACUCAAAGAAAACGACUACUUCGUGAUUGACGACAUAAAGAAAGGAAGGCAUAGUUUCACUAACGGCUGUGGUUACAUGAACAUGCAGCUUGCAACUGAAGUAAAACAGCUUGAAAACUUGCAGUACAUUCCUAGUAUUGUGAAGAUCGUCUAUCAGGGAUUUUUUGGUACUCUUGUGGCUCGGACAGAUUUGAACUUCGUAAAAGUUGAAUUCAGAAAUUCCAUGAAAAAGUUUAGUUCUCAAAACAGGGAUCUCCUUACCAAUAUGACAUCGUUAGGAAUACUAGACUACUCACGACCCUACACCAACGGCUAUCUUGGCUGUAAAGACGUUAUGUUAUUGGUUGAUAGAGGAAUACAACGCGACUACUUGAGCCAAUUACAGGACGAGUACUACUCUCUGUUGGAUAAUCUCUGUACAAGUAAAUCGCAGGCUGCGUACUAUCUGGAGACGUCGGGUCACAACGACCUUCUCAAAUUGCUCAACAACGAAGGAUUUCCCUCUGUAAAAGAGAAAAUGCUCAAACUACGCGAGGAAGAAAUGAAAAAGAUACGUGGCGAAGACCUGAAGGUAGAAGCGGCUUACAAUAAUAGGAGUAUCCUUAGGAUACUUGUACCGAAAUCUAGAGUCGUCAUGGCUGCAUCAGAUCCUUACUCUCUUCUUGACUAUGGUGAGUGUUACUUCAAUCCUACAUUAUCCAAGCAAGAAGAAAGGGACUUUGCUGAAGUUGACAAAGUGGUUGUCUUCCGCCAGUCAAGUUACUAUUCAGGCGACGUCUUAGUCCUUCGACUUGUCCGUAAAAACAAAGACUACGAACACCUUAAAGAUUGCAUUAUAUUUCCAACUAAAGGGGGUAAUCCCCAUGCGCUUGAGUGUGGAGGUGGUGAUCUUGCAAGAGACAAAUUCUUCGUCACUUGGGAUCUGAACCUUAUUCCAAAGUGGCACGCAGCCCCGUUUCCAUAUGGUCCCAGUACUAUUGCACACCURGGAGGUCGUAUCUAUGAACAAGGUCUUCAACUCAGGUUCCGUGAUCGAGCCAAGGAGUACAUGAACACAAUGUUUGGUUACCCUGACAACUACGCUAAACAAAUGAAGAUGACACAGCGACAAGAACUUGCACAGUACUUUGCGAACUACGACGCUAAUCUGAUUUCCAGGUUUGACUCUAUAUUCAUGAAGUACGCCUCAGCUUUGGGUCCAUCUUGUAAACAGUGUCUUCAUCUUCACCAUGCUUACUUCCGGUCAGCCAGCAUCUUGGGAAAGGGAGAGGACCUAGAACGAGUGAUAGCCAAUUAUGAGGCUGAGUAUAAAGAAUUACUGAGACCGGAGACGAAGCCAAAACGAUGUUGUUUAGUGAAUCGUCUGGUUAAAUAUGGAUGGCUUAAGCCUUUCUUCGACCCUGGGGAUGACGUUUGGAAUAUCAUGGAGAGACGUGCUAUCACAUUUGUACAACAACUUGAGAAACUACAAGAAGAAGGUGCUGGCAAAUGACACAACAAGAAAACUGAAGAGUUCCCUUAAGUGCUUCAAUCAAUCAUUUCCGAACUUAUUUUUUGCAAAAUGGUCUUAUUUGGCCAGAUACAAGUCACUAAAUUGAAGCCAUUAUUGUUAUUGUGAAGUGCAAAAAUUUAUUUCUUAAUGCGCGCGCGCGAACAUUCGUUCGCAGAUGACGGCUCAGCUUCCAUGGUUUUCCGUGUAAUCAAUUCUACCAUCAGAAGGGGCAUUGACUAUGGAAAUUUUUUCUUCUUUUCUGAAAAGGUGUUUGCUCGCAUAUGUUCUAUGUACAAUUCUAUCACGAACGCUGUGAUGCGUCAAGAUUAUAAAACAGACUAGACCAAGCAACUCCAUGGACAAAUAUUCUGACUGAACAAUAGCUUUUCAUUUUUUGCAAUCAUUAUUGGCUUGACUAUUCUGUUAUACAAAGAGUUCGUAGCCUGGAACGACCGGAAUUCGAGACAUCUCUUCUUUAACUUAAGGGAAACAACACAGUUUAGAAGGUAAUGUAGGUAUGCAAUACCUUUACCUUCCUUGACCAUUUUCCCUUUUUACUAGAUUUGCGCGAUAAAUCUAAGAACGAACAGUUUAAUGGAUAUGCAUUGUAAAUUAGCUAUAAUUGUUUAUGAUACAUGUAUAAUAUACCGACUCUCUAUUGUCUUGUUUAGCUAUCAAUGUUUUUAUUAAUAUACAUCACUGACGAUACUGCAGUGCUUAAAGCGCUUUAUAUUGUCACUGUAAUGACUGAUGUUGAGAAAUUCGUUCAAACGACAAA